AUGGAUCUCGCCUCCGCCGCAGGCGACCAUCCGAAUAACCUCAUUCACUCCCUCGACUCUCCUCUUCCCGUCUCAGCCACAGCUUCCUCUACCCCGGUCGUGUCUCAGCAACCCGUGAACCCUUCUCAACCCGCCUCCCACGCCAACUCACCCGAUCGCAAACCUAAAAAGUCCUCCUUGACCUGUACCACUUGUCGCGCUCGCAAGGUACGAUGCAAUGGUGCCCGCGACAUCUGCUCCAACUGUGAGCGACUAGGCUUUCCCUGCUCCUACGACGAUGGCGACACAGGUGCUUUAUCUGGCGCUCUACCGCGCCGCCGGGUUCGACAAGCUUGCAUCAGCUGCCAUAGUCGAAAGGCCCGAUGUUCCGGCCAUGUGCCCGCAUGCGAUCGCUGCCGCUCCCAAGGCAUUGACUGUGUUUACAGACCAAGCAAGAGGGCGCGCAUUGCUUUGAGAGGAGAAGGCCGCAGCCCACAAAGCCAAGAGGGCGAUCGAGAGGAUGGUCAUAAUGACAGCGACCCUGGAUUGACCGACCCGGCCAGCACCGCAACGCCCCAAGGGUUUGCACCAGAAAUUCCCUUCCCAGACGAGUCUUUCGACGCUCUAAUAGGCCGAACUUUCAAUAAGUUCUUCAAUCAUGUCCAUCAUAUUCCUAUGUUCUCAUUUCUACACCGAGCAUCUCUUGAAGGACGAUACAAUACGGGCAAGGUUGAGAAGGCUUUGUUGCUGGCCCUGGUUGGCAUAACAUCGUACCUUACGGAUAUGGGUCCUGGCAUGAAGGAGUACGGUGAAAGGUGUAUCGACGAUGCUGAGGGUCUCAUUUUCGCUGAUUACACACGGCCUUCAACCAUCAAAGUGCAAGCGCUUGUCCUAAUUAUCAAGCAUCGUAUCCUGUCCAAGAAAUCUCCAAACGCUUUUAUGCUGUUGAGUAUAGCAUCACGAUAUGCUGCAGCUUUACGUUUGAAUCACGAAGCUCCAAAUCUUUGUUUCCUUGCUCAAGAGUCUCGACGUCGGCUCAUGUGGGCACUCUACUGUAUCGACUCGGGUGUCUCAGGCGGAUAUCGUGACUACUCUCUGUGGAGUGCUGAUAAAAUCCAUGUAGGAUUGCCAUGCAACGAGCGCAACUUUGAAUUUGACCUUCCACAACCAACCGAAAGACUUAUUCAUGACCCAGACAAGUCACGCAACCCCCAGGCUGAAGACGUCGGAAGUUUAGCUCUUCAUGUUCGAAUACAGCAUAUGAGACGACGUAUCAUGGAGUUUUCUCGUCGUGUAAUGCUAACUCGCACUACCAAACCUGACGAACUUCAAACCGGCAUCUGGGGACUUCAAAAAGAUCUCAGCGACUUCGCGACACACCUACCCGCCUCUUUCCAAUUCUCAGAAACCUCACUGAGACUCCGGGCCUAUUCCCCUCGAAUCUGCAUUUUUAUCAUGAUCCACGUUUGGUGGCAUCAGUGUCAGAUCGAUCUAUAUCGUCUUGCACUCGGCGGUCUUCGCGAGGCUCUUCCUCGUGCAAUCCUGGCCACUCUUGACGAUGGAUUUGUUGAGCAUUGUCAACAGCAGUGUGUUCAACAUGCCAUGUCGAUGGCCAACAUAUUUUCCUCCAUGCACAAGCUCAACGCUAAGCCCGUUACCGACCUGGACAUGGCUAUUUGUGCGUAUCAAUGCGCUCGCGUGUUGACCUACGCAUACCAUACCAAUGGUCCAAAAUACGAUCUCAACCUGGAUGCCGUUAUGGAGCGGGCCAAGAUCUGUUUGUCAACAAUCAAAUCUUGCUGCGCAGGAAAGACAGCAGAGGGCAUUCAAGUUGAUUUGGAGAGGCUGAUAUCUCACGGGAUCGCCAUCCGCGUGCCUUCAGGAACCCCAGAUCCUCAUGGUCGACUUUCUCUCGACAAUGGAUAUUCCCAAACCCUGCGUCAACACGGCCUUAUGGAUGACAAUGGCAUGAAUGACCCUACGCAGUUUGUUCCAAUGACUCCUGUCUCAAUGUCUGCCAUGACCGAUUCAACAUUCCCACCUUCGCUCGUCGCUGACCCUUGGGUGCCCGAAAGUCAAGUCUCGCCAGAUUUGCCGCACCCAACCACCGAAGUUCAAGUCCCUACAAAACCGAGUGUGAGUGUUCCAGAAAUAGUUACACGACAAGACUUUGGAAUUUCGGAGAUCAACAAUGCUUACGACGGGGGUGCGGAUGGCUUGGGUGCAGAUAAUGGAUUAGAGUAUGGGAUGGGACUUGACCAAAACCUGUGGAUGCCCAACAACGAUUGGUUAAGCAUGGAUGCUCUCCAUGGAGGUGUUGGAGUCUGA
Molecule: messenger RNA, 2307 nt
Organism: Fusarium sp. VM40
Lineage: Eukaryota; Fungi; Ascomycota; Sordariomycetes; Hypocreales; Nectriaceae
Source: the annotation of a GenBank genome assembly